Colletotrichum siamense is the source of this 936-nucleotide messenger RNA. RefSeq lists its product as uncharacterized. Bases 1 to 936 code for a protein of 311 amino acids. The record is from RefSeq and is a predicted model, not a curated record. Lineage: Eukaryota; Fungi; Ascomycota; Sordariomycetes; Glomerellales; Glomerellaceae. The transcript has 2 exons.
AUGAAGUUCGCCUUCGCAGCCACGUUGUUGCUGACCGCAAUUUCGGGCGUCGCGGCCAUUGGGUGGCCGUCAAACGCUGGUUACUAUCACGGAUCAGAAGGCAUCGUGCCCCCGGGACCCUGGGAUGCGCCCGACGCCCGAUCCAAGUGCAAGUAUAGCAGGGGGAGACAAGUCGGUGGUGGACGGCGGUCGCGUUUCCAUAUCCGGAUCAAGGACUUCAAAGGCGACGCCGGCUCCUUCUGCCAUAGAUUUUGGGAGAACCUGAGAAGAUGGGGUCUUAUCUGCACGCCCAACUCGUUUGAGACCUGGAAGCCUUUCUGCGGCAUGGAGGAGGGCGACCUCGCCUGGAGGUUCGAGAACAGCGUUAGAUGUAACGAGGGCAUGGUCGCAUCCACCUUUUGGGAGGUGACCCAGAACGAGUGGGGAGGCAUCCUCUGCAGAGACUACGCCGUCGAUGAACAAGACGGCGCUUGUGCACACUGCCCCCUCAUGAGCGAGCCUUUCUGGGCCCACACCAUCUACGACAAGUUCAAGGAUGACAAGGAUGAUGACAAGAAGGAUGUCAAGAAGGAUGUCAAGAAGAGUGACGUGAAGGAUGCCAAGAAGGAUGUCGAGACGGAUGUCAAGGAGGAUGUCGAGACGGAUGUCAAGGAGGAUGUCGAGACGGCUGUCGAGACGGAUAUCGAGACGGAUGUCGAGACGGAUGUCGAGGAGGAUAUCGAGGAGGAUGACGACUCCGACGACGACCUCGACGACUUCGGCGACCUCUUCGACGACCUCGACGACGUCCUUAACGAAGACCUCUUCGACGGCCUCGACGACGUCCUUAACGAAGACGUCUUUGACGACAAAGACAUCUCUGACGCCUUCGUCAACCUUGACGAGGAUGACGAGAAGAAACACGAGGGCCUUAUUGGCAAGGAAUUCCAAGCCUAA